UAAUGUUGAAAAUUGCUUUCAUAAAUGGUACUGAUAGAGGCAAUAGGGCUAUUUUUGAUUCCCGCACUACUUUUUUAUGAUUCUCUUUAAAUGCAAACGUGUUAUCAAGCUUUGAUAUUUCAAUGUCUUGCUUCACUUAUUCAGUCCAUAGAGAAUGUGACACUUUGAAAUAACCCACUGAAGUAACUAAUGAAUCUAGAGAUUCUGAAGAGGGCUACCCGGUGACCUCUAGAUUUUUUGGCAGGACCCUCAUGUCCGUAGAGUAUGAAUGGCGAUUCAUCUUUCACUGAGACUUGUCGCGAGUCAAUGUCGUUGGAGAAUAAUAUAAACAAUGACAAUGGAUCAGGUUCUGUCUCCUCCGAGCAACUUUCAUUUUUCAGUAGUUUUUGUGUUUCAAGUUAGUGGCACUUCGGUCGACUCGGGUGUCUCUUGUUGAAGUGAUUCGAUUGUGCUUCUUUUCUUUCUCUUGGGGUGGAAAUCCCGAAGUUAACCCAUCGACAAAUAGUAAAAUGUCAAGUACGAAAGGUAGCCAAUUAGAGGACGACAUUGUGAGCCAAAUCGAGGUUGAUCGCGUUUAUGAGGACAAUGCCACCAUCCCCCGAUCAGAUGUGAAAGAGGUCGUAGCGGCUGUUUUAAACGACCUCUAUUCUGAGCAUUCAAGAUCAAAUGCAGCUCUAUUAGAAAGAUCAAGUUCGAGAGGUAGUCAAUACUCGAACCGUUCUCGUCCUCUAAGUCGGAAGACCUAUCAAGCCCCGCAACCCCCACCCAUUUCUACUGUUCCAAGUAGGAGGAGUAGCGUUUCUUCGAAGGCCUCUCACGUGAGCUCAAAAGUGCCGCAGAAGAAGAGCUGCAAGGGAAAAUGUCAAGACAUUUGGAGUACGCCAGCAAAGAGGCGUCAAUGCCUGAUAUGGAGCCUGUUUGGCCUCAUGGUUUUUUUCACCUUGCUCCUCGUCCUCAUAAUGGUGGUAAAAUUCACGACAGGAUUCCCGUCCUCUAUUGAGGACAACGUUAAGGAGGAUUCCACCGAAGUCGUUUUUUUGGACCGCACACAAAAGUUGGAAGUAAAACCAGGGAGGCCGAGAAAGGAGAGUCCAGCUUUGGAGGAGCAUUUGUUUAUGCUCAUUGGCGGCUAUGACGAAGAAGGUCAUGACUCAACAGAGAUAUAUACCCGAUUGGGUCCAUGUCUCUUGCCUGAUGGAUACCCAGCCAUUUUACCUCUUGGUUUGAAAGGUCACAUGGUUGCAUUGGCGAAAAAUCAAGUCAUUUUGUGCGGCGGUAGAAGCGUGGUCGUGAAUAAAAUUGGGCGUUCGUGCUGGAGCUAUAGUAAAAGCAGCAACCAUUGGGUAGAAAUCCCGGGUCUGCGGGUUCCUUUGGGAUAUGGGGCCGCAGCCGCUUUGAACGAACACGUCUACUUCAUGGGAGGCAUGGACAACGAGAAACGGAAGUCUCCAAAAGUCCAGAUCCUCAAUGUGAAAUCUUACGCGUGGGAAACUGGACCAAGCUUGCCUCAUCCGGUUUGGGGACACUGCGCCGUGACCUCGACGGACGGUCAAAUCAUCGUGGCCGGAGGUUGGACAAUGAGAGCUGUGCGAACGGGGCUCAAGAAGACCAUGAGACUGAUGCGAUCGGGCAAAGAUUGGGAAAUGUAUCCUCUCAUGAAAGUCGGAAGAGCGACCCAUGCGUGCACUGCCACGAAUUACGCGUUUGACACGCCAGUGGUGCUUGUGGCCGGGGGAAUGGACUAUUUCCAUGCUCCUGUGAGGUCAGUGGAGAUGUUGAUCCUAAAUGAAGAUGAACCUCGAUGGGUCUCAUUGCCAGACUUGAUGGAGCCAAGGGCGUGGUAUCCUACGCUGGGCGUUUUGGGAAACCACAUGGUUCUGAUCAACGGAAAAGGACCGGCAGGAUUCCCCAGGGAUACUGCCCAAAAAUACCAAGCCAAGGCCAAAAAUUGGACCAUGAUCGAGGGACGGACCCAAUUACGACGAGCUGAUGGCCGUGGAGUCUUGAUUCCGGUCACGUGGUUUCCGAAUUGUCUGCGAUAAAUCAUUCUUUAUUUCACAUUAAACAUCCGUUUCGAUUUCA
Tigriopus californicus is the source of this 2082-nucleotide messenger RNA. Its product is annotated as kelch domain-containing protein 8B-like. The transcript has 6 exons. The record is from RefSeq and is a predicted model, not a curated record. Gene Ontology annotation, molecular function: protein binding. The coding region runs from base 510 to 2042 and encodes 510 amino acids. Lineage: Eukaryota; Metazoa; Arthropoda; Copepoda; Harpacticoida; Harpacticidae.